Molecule: messenger RNA, 315 nt
Organism: Colletes gigas
Lineage: Eukaryota; Metazoa; Arthropoda; Insecta; Hymenoptera; Colletidae
Product: protein trichome birefringence-like 32
Exons: 2
Coding region: 1-315 (104 amino acids)
Source: RefSeq, a predicted model, not a curated record
AUGAAAUGUUCCUUCCAUUCCCCCUUCUUUAUACUUUCGUCCACCCCUUUCCUUUUCUUCCUACCCCUAUUCACUAUUUCCCACACCCUAUUUUCCGUUUUUGCCUCUGCCACCUCCCUUACCAGCCUCUCCCUCUCCUCCUCCCUCUUCCUAUCGCACAGCUCCUUAUACUCCCCCCUCCUUCUCUUUCUAACUCUUGCACCCUCGCCUCCCGCUCCUCCCCCUCUCUCUCCCCGCCCUCCUUCUCCCCUCGUCCCUCCCCUGCCCUUCCUGCCACCAGCUCCUCUACCUUCUCCUCUACCCUCUUCCACCUAA